Messenger RNA from Brenthis ino (lesser marbled fritillary), 1368 nucleotides. NCBI's taxonomy places the organism in Eukaryota, Metazoa, Arthropoda, Insecta, Lepidoptera, Nymphalidae. The record is from the annotation of a GenBank genome assembly.
AUGCCGAUAGGAAAACUUGAACCUUUCGACCUUAAUUCAAAGCAAUGGCCAGCUUAUAUUCGACGAGUUAAGCAAUAUAUUAUUUUGAACGAGAUAAAAGACGAACUACAAGUGCCGUUAUUAAUAACUGUCGUCGGAGAAACUACGUAUUCAUUAAUGUGUGACCUAUGUUCACCAACACACCCGGAAUCAAGAUCUUUUGACGAUCUAGUCAAAUUGGUAUCAGAUCAUUUGGAACCACAACGAUCCGAAAUAGCAGAACGCCACGUGUUUCGUUUAAGAAGACAACGUGUCGGUGAGCCUUUGUCGGAAUACCUGCAGAAUUUAAAACAUCUAGCCACUACUUGUAAUUUCGGGACGAUGCUAGAAGAGAAUUUACGGGAUCAAUUUGUUUCGGGCUUGGUAAAUGAAGCAAUGCGUUCGAGAAUUUUCGCUGAACGGAAUAUAAAAUAUAAGGAGGCGGUGGAGCUGGCUCUGGCGCUAGAGGCUGCAGAGAAGCACGCGGAGGUGAGCGGCGCAACGGCUGUGCCGACAUCGGCUUCCGGUGCAGGCGGCGAAGCAAGCGAAGGCUUAUUUCAAACGAGUGCGGGGCGUAAGUCGGCUAGGCCGGUGUCUGGCGCUGGAAGGGCGCGUGUCCGGGAAGCUGCGAAGGUGCGGUGUUGGCGUUGUGGGAAGCUUCAUCACGCUUCAAAAUGUAGAUUUGCACAGUACAGUUGUGAUAAGUGUCAUAAAAAAGACCAUUUAAAAGUGAUGUGUGAUGAAGUGCGUAAUCGACCGUUGUAUCGUAAUAAUUAUUAUCAAGACGGAAGUAGUACCGAGGAGGAAGAUAUCUUUAAUAUUGAGUUAAUAAGCAAAGGUAAUAAGCCCUAUUUACUUAAGUUAAUUGUCGAUAAGCAUUUAUUAGAAUUUGAGAUAGAUACUGGAAGCCGUAUUUCCGCUAUUAGUCAAGAAUUAUUUAAUAAGAUAUUUACACAAAAAACAAUUAUAUCCGAUAAUUUACUUUUACGCUGUUAUACUGGUUUACAAAUUGAAUCUAUGGGUUUUAUAUAUGUCAAUGUAUCGUUAGGUAGUGUUAAGGCAGAAAAAUUAAGUUUAUAUAUUAUAAAAAAUGGAUCGCGUCCUCUAUUGGGUCGAGAUUGGAUUCGUGCGCUUAAAAUUAAGCGAAUAACUUUGAAAGAAAUCCAAGAGGAUAGUUUAGUUGAAAAAUUAAUUAUCGAAUAUCCCGAAGUAUUUACAGAUAAGUUAGGCACUUGUAAAAAACAUAUUGAACUACAGCUGAUAGAUAAGAAUCCGGUUUAUGUUCGCGCACGAGUAGUCCCCUUAGCAUUGCGUAAGCGCGCCGAGCCCGUAAGCGCCCGUAAGCGCCCG